This is a messenger RNA of Drosophila sechellia, 1881 nucleotides long. RefSeq names its product putative fatty acyl-CoA reductase CG5065. Gene Ontology annotation, biological process: long-chain fatty-acyl-CoA metabolic process. Gene Ontology annotation, molecular function: alcohol-forming very long-chain fatty acyl-CoA reductase (NADP+) activity. NCBI's taxonomy places the organism in Eukaryota, Metazoa, Arthropoda, Insecta, Diptera, Drosophilidae. Gene Ontology annotation, cellular component: peroxisome. The transcript is spliced from 8 exons. The record is from RefSeq and is a predicted model, not a curated record. Bases 175 to 1695 code for a protein of 506 amino acids.
AGUCUUCUUUCGAGCUUCGCAGCGUGCACACCGCUCCCUCCACUAUUCGAUUCGAUUCGAUCCGAACUAGUAAGCUCCGAACCGAUAUAGUCUCGCAUUAAUUCGCGUGCGCGAGAGUUUGAUACCAAUAUUGCAAGUGUUUUAUUUGAGGAGAAUACCAAGCACUCAAGCAAGAUGACGGUGGAUCUAUCGCCUGUGCAGGAAUACUAUAAGGAUAAGACGAUCUUCAUCACUGGAGCUUCUGGGUUCAUGGGCAAAGUUCUGCUGGAGAAGUUGCUCUACUCCUGCCACUCCCUCAAGGAGGUGAUCAUCAUCUGUCGCCCGAAGCGCGGCAAGGCACCGGAGACGCGUCUCGAGGAGAUGUUCAAGCUGCCCAUCUUCCAGCGCAUCAAGGACGAGCGGCCGGAGAUGCUCAAGAGGGUUACCAUCUACCAGGGCGACGUCACCUUCGACCAGCUUGGUCUCAGCGGGGAGAGCCUGAAGCACGUGACCGAGAACACUAACAUUGUUUUCCACAUGGCGGCCACCCUUAAGCUGGAGGGCAAUCUUCGAGACGCCAUCGACAUGAACUUGCUGGGCACCCGGCGAGCGCUCAACGUGGCCAAGGAAAUGAAGCAGCUUGAGGCCUUCAUCCACUUGUCCACGGCAUUCUGCAACUGCGACCAGGAGGUGAUGUAUGAGAAGGUUUACGAGUUCCCACACAAGCCGGAGGAUCUUAUGCGACUGGCCGAGUGGAUGGACGUGAAGACCCUGGACGCCAUUACGCCGGAUUUGCUAAAGCCGCACCCCAACACUUACACCUACUCAAAGCGCCUGGCGGAGCUUCUGGUGCGCGACCACUACGAGUCCAUGCCCGUCAUCAUCGCCCGUCCCAGCAUCGUAACUCCAGCUGUCGCUGAGCCCUUGCCAGGUUGGGUGGACAAUAUGAACGGACCUACGGGAGUUCUGAUUGGCGCCGGCAAAGGAGUUAUCCGAUCCAUGAUCUGCAACGGGGAGCUAAAAUCAGAAGUCAUACCUGUGGACAUCGCCAUUAACGGCCUAAUCUUGUUACCAUAUCAUAACAGUCUUGCGGAGAAGAGACCUCUUCAGAUCCCAGUCUACAACUUGACCGUGGACGAUGCCAAAAAGCGCACAUGGAAAUGGAUAAUGGAUGUGGGUCGCGACUUGGGCAUUAAGUACCCCUUCGAAGUGGGACUCUGGUAUCCCGACGGCAACAUGACGUCCAGCAAAUUCUAUCACACCAUCUGCACCAUUCUGUUUAUGUGGCUGCCAGCCUACCUUAUCGACUUCCUACUCCUGGUCUUUGGACAACGUCGCUUCAUGAUACGGGUUCAAACCAAAAUCGCUGUGGGUCUGGAAGUUUUGCAGUUCUUUACCACGCGAAGCUGGGACUUCAAAUCCACACACUUUGAGCAGAUCUACAAAGAAUUAGGAUCUACAGAUCGGAGCAUAUUUAAGAUUAACACCGACGAUGUCGACGAUUAUGAGUACAUGAAAGUCAGUAUUUUGGGUGGCCGUCAGUAUGUGAUGAAGGAACCUUUAACUUCGUUGCCGAAAUCCCGCAUACAAUUGAGAUUCAUGUAUGUCCUGGACCGUAUUUGCAAAACAAUGAUAAUUUCAGGCCUUCUGUACUGGGUUUCCCAAAAACUGAGAGUAGUCGACCUAUUUAGAAGCGCAUUCCCUACUAGUACAUAAGCUUCUAGUAAAUAAUAUUAUUUUUCAGUUGAUUUCUUAACAUUUUGUACCUUUUAUUUCAUGUGCCUUUAAGAAAGGGUUUGUUGUAAAUCAGGUCAAAAAUAUUCAGGUGUUUUGUAUACGUAAACUUGUAAUUGCAAGUCGUUGAAAAUAAAAAUUUUAAAACAUUAGGCUACUUGAUUUAAA